Tachysurus vachellii is the source of this 2777-nucleotide messenger RNA. RefSeq names its product acyl-CoA oxidase-like (gene acoxl). The transcript is spliced from 19 exons. Gene Ontology annotation, molecular function: FAD binding; acyl-CoA oxidase activity; fatty acid binding. The record is from RefSeq and is a predicted model, not a curated record. Gene Ontology annotation, cellular component: peroxisome. Lineage: Eukaryota; Metazoa; Chordata; Actinopteri; Siluriformes; Bagridae. Gene Ontology annotation, biological process: lipid homeostasis; fatty acid beta-oxidation using acyl-CoA oxidase. Bases 242 to 2206 code for a protein of 654 amino acids.
GUAACAGAGGUUUACACAAAGGUAGCUAAAAAAACUACAAUUAAACGGUCCACAUGGAUCCACUAAACAUUAAAUUGUGUUUCUUCUGAACCUUCUGAAUGAAUUUCUGGCUCUUUAUACGAAUCGUUAGGAGUUUGCGCUAAGCUGACAUCAUCAUAAACACGGAAGUAAAACGCAAAAAAAAAACCGUCGGUAAAGUAAAGCGAACAUCUCACUGCUAUCUUCUCACAAGUCUGUCCACAUGACACCGAAAUAUUUCGCCUCCAGCCUUUCCAGAUAUCUUGAUGGAGAUUUCUGGAAGACAAAAGAUAUCCUCCGGGAGGAAAUUUCCGCAUGUGAUGUGUUCCAGAGAAGCAGCUACAACUUGACUCUGGAGCAGAUCAGAGAGUUAACUGCACAGAGGUUGCACUUUGUCUUGAAACUACCCCUAAUGAAAUACCAUCUGGAUGAUCAGGUGGCUGGAAGAAAAAAGGGGUUCAUAGGCAAGAGUCUGUGCAUCACAGAGAUGAUCUGUUCUGCAGAUAUGGCCACCGGAGUAAAGAUGGGAGUUGUGUGUGGACUAUAUGGUGGGGCUGUUACCAACCUAGGAAGCCCGGAGCAAGUGAAGAAAUUGUAUGUGCCUGUCACAGAGUUGGAAUUCACUGGGAUGUUUGCCAUGACGGAAAGAGGUCAUGGGAGUAACGUUCGGGGGAUUCUCACGGAGGCUCACUAUGACCCUUCAGCGCAGGAGUUCGUUAUCCACACACCGUGUGAAAACGCACAAAAGAUGUACAUUGGAAAUGCAAUGAAAGGAAACUAUGCCGCUGUCUUUGCACAGCUCAUGAUCAACGGAGAAUGCCACGGUCCACACUGCUUCGUUGUACCCAUACGAGACCAGAACGGGGUCAUGUGUGUAGGAGUGACUGCAGUUGAUAUGGAACAUAAAGAAGGCCUACAUGGGGUUGACAAUGGUAUUUUGAUAUUUGAUCAUGUGAGGAUACCACGGGAAAACCUGCUACACAAGUUUGGUUCGGUGUCAGCUGACGGUCAGUACACUUCUCCUAUUCAGAGUAAAGGCAGUCGCUUCAACGCCAUGCUCGCCGCUCUUACCCCGACACGUUUGGCUCUCACCGUGCAGGCCAUGGCUGCCAUGAAGUUGGGACUCAUCAUAGCAGUGCGCUACAGUCACAGUCGCAGACAGUUUGGCCCAAAAGACCAAGAUGAGGUUAAAAUCAUUGAGCACCAGACCCAGUAUCUGAGAUUGAUGCCGCACUUGGCCGCCGUCCUCGCUCUCACCUUCACCACUAGACAUACAGCAAGGCUGAUGGAUGAAGCUCUGUGUCAGGGGCAGGAUCUACAGAGCUAUCGUCCGCUGCAGGCGUUGGUUGCUGGACUCAAAGCCUACAGCACUUGGGCCAACGUGGCCUGCCUACAGGAAUGCCGUGAAUGUACCGGGGGCAUGGGCUUCAUGAUGGAGAAUAGGAUCCCUUCUCUGAAGUGCGACUCGGACGUCUUUGUGACUUUUGAGGGCGACAACAUGGUCAUGCUCCAGGUGGUGGUUCGUGAACUUUUAAGUCAGUACUCCAAGCAGAGUGGGAAAAGCCCGGUGUUUGGACUGAUCAAAAACUGGAGCAGUUAUGCCUCCGACAGCCUCAGGACCAGUUUCCCUAGUCUCUUUCUAGAUAAUGUAGAAGACCUGAGCUUCCUGCUGAAAGCUUUAAGCUACAGAGAGAGGGUCUUACAGCGUAGCCUCGCUACACGCCUUUACACUAAGGUCACUAAGAACAAAGAAGAGUUUUUCAGUGCCUGGAACUCCUGCCUGCACCAUGUGACUGGACUCGCCCUGGCACACAUACACAGAGUGACUCUGGAGCAGUUUGCGCUGGCAGUGCAGGAGUGCCAAGUGAAUGAAGACCAAGCUUUGUUAAAGCAGUUCUGCCUUCUGCAUGGAACCAGCCUGGUGUAUCAAGAGCGAGGAUGGUAUCUGGAACACAACUACUUUAGUCCCGGUGCUAGCAGACAGAUCCGUACCCAGUUGCUGGAGUUGUGCAGGUCAGUGAAGGAUGAUGCUUUGAAGGUGGUGUCAGACUUCAACAUGCCUCCUUGUUGCAUACAGGCACCAAUCGCUGGAGUGCCCAACUCCAGGGCAUCUUGGGGCUUCUACCCACAGCCUGAGAGCCCUGGUCCUCAGCCCCAAAGCCAGCAGAGAGCCACAUCAAAACUCUAGGUAUAGAGAACCUACACACUUGAAAUCAAUUGUACUGCUUCCUUUUGGUAAAAUAGCUGGCUCUUUUUCCCCUACAACAGAUAAAAUUAGGACUUGGAAUGGUGUGUGUGUAUAUAUGUGUGUGUAUGUUUGUGUGUGUGUGUGUCUUUUGGGUUAUGUGAUUUCUGCUGUGAAUCUUUAUGCUUUAUGAUUUGCUUGUUCUGCCAUUAGCAAUGUUGUUAUAUAAAUCAGACAUUAUUAUUGAAGUUCUGUUAUUAUAGGAGGCUAUUUAUAUUUGCUCUUGUUUUUAAUAAAUAGAAGUAAUGUUAAGAUAAAGGGCCAAAAGAUUUUAAGAUUGAUUUUCAUAUACAUAUAUAUAUAAGUGCACCAGAGAUUAUUAACAAGGAAAUGAUUGUUGUAAUAAACUUUUGUUCAUUAUCUGAUUCAUACAGUGUUGAUAUUUUUAUUCUCAUUAAUCAUAGCCUAUGUUUGAAACUUUCAAACACACAUGCUGAUCAUGAACAUACUGCACCUCCUAAAUCUAUUGCUGGAAAAAAAAAACAGGUUUAAAUAAAGCUCAAAUUAUUAAUAU